Molecule: messenger RNA, 1388 nt
Organism: Nestor notabilis (Kea)
Lineage: Eukaryota; Metazoa; Chordata; Aves; Psittaciformes; Psittacidae
Gene: PHAX
Product: phosphorylated adaptor for RNA export
Exons: 6
Coding region: 1-1281 (426 amino acids)
Biological process (GO): snRNA export from nucleus
Cellular component (GO): nucleus
Source: RefSeq, a predicted model, not a curated record
AUGGAAAUGAAGCAAGAAUUCAGGGUGCAGAGAGAGAGAGUCACCACCAUGGAUCCAAUGAUGUCCCAGGGAUCCAUCAUUGUUGGUGGGAUUCCUUCAGGGUUCAUAGUCGUGAGCUCUUCAACUGCAUGUGUCUGCACCAAUUCUUGGGAUAAUGGUCAGCAAUUCCUCACACCAAUCCUCAAGAAUUCAUUUGAUGGCAAGGAUUUGGGCAGACCAUUCCAGAGCAGCAUUUCAUCAUGUGCACCAAGUGUUCCUUACCGGACAACCAAAAGUGUAGAUUCAAGUGAUGAAAGCUUUUCUGAAUCUGAUGAUGACAGCUGUCUGUGGAAACGAAAACGACAGAAAUGUUUCAACUUCCCUCCUGCUAAAUCUGAGCCUUUUCAGUUUAGCCAGAGCCACCAAAAACAAACUGCUCUAGGUGGCAAGAAGGUCAACAACAUUUGGGGUAUGGUGCUCCAGGAGCAGAAUCAGGAUGCAGUGGCUAAUGAACUUGGGAUUCUAGGCAUGGAUGGUAGUAUUGACAGAAGCAGGCAGUCUGAGACUUACAAUUACUUACUGGCUAAAAAGCUGAUGAAGGAAGCUCAGCAAAAGGAGGCAGAGACUUUAGAUAAAGAACUGGAUGAAUACAUGCAUGAUGACAAGAAAACAUUGCCGGCAGAAGAAGAAAAUGGGCAAAGCUUUGUUAGACGGAAGCGGCCUAUGAAAGAUAGACUAGGUGAAAGACAAGAAAUGAAAUACAAAGGAAGGUAUGAGAUAACAGAAGAAGAUUCAGAGGAAAAAGUGGCAGAUGAAAUUGCUUAUCGCCUUUGUGAGCCAAAGAAAGAUUUAAUUGCCCGGGUGGUGAAAAUAAUUGGGAAGAGGAAAGCUAUUGAACUGCUUAUGGAAACAGCUGAAGUGGAACAAAAUGGUGGACUGUUCAUAGUGAAUGGCACUCGGAGAAGAACACCAGGGGGCGUUUAUUUAAACCUGCUGAAGAACACACCUAGUAUCAAAGAAGAACAAAUCAAGGAAAUAUUCUACCUGGAGAACCAAAAGGAGUAUGAAAACAAAAAAGCUGCUAAGAAGAGGAGAAUACAAGUUCUAGGAAAGAAGAUGAAAAAAGCCAUAAGAGGGCUUAACCUGCAAGAGUAUGAUGAUGCAUCUCGUGAGACUUUUGCUAGUGAUACAAAUGAAGCUCUGGCUUCCUUGGAUGAUCUACAGGAGGGGCAUCAUGAAGCAAAGAUGGACCCUGAAGAUAUUAUUGAAAUCGAUAAUGCUCAUGAUCUGGAGAUCUUCUAGUUACUAAUAUUCUUGAUAACAAAGUCUCUGUAAAACAUGUUAAAUUAGCUGGUUUAUAAUCCCAUGGCUUCUUUUCAUAACCUGCAAAAACAUGGGAAAUAAUAGAU